Molecule: messenger RNA, 12270 nt
Organism: Mobula hypostoma (lesser devil ray)
Lineage: Eukaryota; Metazoa; Chordata; Chondrichthyes; Myliobatiformes; Myliobatidae
Product: phosphorylase b kinase gamma catalytic chain, skeletal muscle/heart isoform-like
Exons: 10
Coding region: 230-1390 (386 amino acids)
Biological process (GO): glycogen biosynthetic process; protein phosphorylation
Cellular component (GO): phosphorylase kinase complex
Molecular function (GO): calmodulin binding; phosphorylase kinase activity; ATP binding
Source: RefSeq, a predicted model, not a curated record
UCCGGGCCGGGGAGCCGGCGCGUUGCAGGGACCGGGGAGCCAGAGCCGGAGGAGCGGACGGGCGGGCGGGGUCGAGCCUGCUGAGCUGGCGAAUGAAACCCGGCACCGACUGGUGGCGGUCGCGCCUCCCUCGGGCUUCAGUCGGAGUGCGACAACGUUAACUGGUGCUACAAUAAGACUGUCACGACCGCUGAUCACUGGAGGGUAGCUCAGCCACACACAGCCCAUCAUGACUCGUGAAGAAGAGAUGCCAGACUGGGAAGGAGCCCAGGAGUUUUACAGCAAAUAUGAUCCAAAGGAAGUCCUUGGCCGGGGAGUCAGUAGUGUUGUCAGGCGCUGCAUAGAGAGGAAGACAGACAUACACUACGCUGUCAAGAUUAUUGACAUCACAUCGGAGCACCUGACCCCAGAGGAGCUGGAGGAGAUUUGCACAUCGACUACCCAGGAAAUCAACAUUCUCAAACAAGUGUCAGGACACCCAAAUAUAAUUGCGCUCAAUGACUGCUAUGAAUCUUCAAGCUUCUACUUCUUGGUGUUUGACCUGAUGAAGAAAGGAGAGCUGUUUGACUACCUGACAGAAAAAGUGACUUUCAGUGAGAAGGAGACCAGAAGCAUCAUGCGAGCAUUGCUGGAGGUCGUUCAGUUUCUCCACUCCAAGAACAUUGUGCACCGUGAUCUGAAACCUGAAAAUAUCCUUCUGGACGAUGACAUGAAGAUAAAGCUGUCGGACUUUGGGUUUGCCCUACAACUGUCCCAGGGGGAGAAGCUGCGAGAAUUAUGUGGGACUCCAGGCUACCUGGCUCCAGAAAUCAUCAUGUGCUCUAUGGAUGAAACCCACGCUGGAUAUGGCAAAGAAGUGGAUUUGUGGAGCUGUGGAGUGAUCAUGUACACGUUGCUGAGCGGCUCCCCACCGUUCUGGCACAGGAAGCAGAUGCUGAUGCUCAGAAUGAUCAUGGAGGGAAAUUACAAUUUCAAUUCCCUGGAAUGGCAAGACCGGUCAGACACUGUCAAGGACUUGAUCUCCCAGAUGCUGGUGGUUAACCCCGAGAGGCGUUACACUGCAGAUCAGGCCCUGGCUCACCCCUUCUUCCAGCAGUACCUAGUGGAGGAGGUUCGUUACUUCAGUCCCUACAGGAAAUUUAAGACAAUCAUCUGGACAGUUCUGGCCUCAGUCCGUAUUUACUACAAGUAUCGGCGGGCUAAGCCUCUCAACAAACAUGUGCUCAUCCGCGACCCCUACGCUUUUAAAGGAGUUCGUAAAAUCAUCGAUGGCUGUGCUUUCAAGGUGUACGGACAUUGGGUGAAGAAAGGUUUGCAACAGAACCGAGCAGCUUUGUUUGAGAAUUCCCCCAAAGCCUUCCUGUUCUCCCUGAGUGAAGCCACCGCAUAGCCGGGACGAGCCGUCACUCUCCGGUCAUUAGCCACGCUCACGUGUGCUGUGUUCUCUGGCACAGAUCCCGACACUGCUGUCUGCUUCCGUCCUCUGUGUUCAAGGUGUGUGGUGAAAGUGUCACUUUACGAAUGUGAAUUGCUAAUUUAAAACUCUGCAAAGCCAUUGCUCAUUCAGACCCCGAUCAUUCUGCAGUUUUGUGGAAGUUGACGAUGUUUGGUCUCAGUCUGAUUUACCUGUCAUCAGUCUGGUGCAGAGUGUCCAAACCCCACCCUGUUCCUUCUCAUUGGCUUCAGAUUCAACACCUUUUCUCUGAACAGACCUACUCAUUCAUCCUUUUCAUCCUGACCUCUGCCACUCAUUCAAACCCUGUCCCUGACAUAUCACCAUUACUCUGGCCCUGACUAAUCACCCGGGCGCCCACCCUUACCCUCACAGUGGCCCCGACCCAUCACCCUCACCCCCACCCCCACUCUGACUCCUUACACUGGCCCCCAACCCUCACCCUGAUCUCCAGUGACCUCUGGUCCUGGCCCCUUAUGCACUUGCAUCAUCGCACGGGACACAAGCCAAUGGAGAUGGGGAAACCUUUGUUUAUAGGGAAGGGAACGACCCCUUCACAUCCACACUGGCUGAUGCACUGCAGUCCGAUCAAAUCCCACUUGUCAGUGUUUCCUCCACAGCCUCAAGAUUUCAACGGGGUUUGUUUCCUCUCCUCACCAACAGAGGUCCAAUACCAGCACAGUUCUCUUUCCAUCUUCAACACAUCACCUUAAAUCCAUGUCCCCUACAUAGACCUCCCAUCCAAAGGAAAUUCCAUCCACACCCCUCACAACUGUGCACUCCAGAGUCUCCCUCCGCCUCCUUAGCUGCAGGGAACCAUUCAGAGAAGGUUCUGCUGUCCUGAAGUGUAGACAAAGCUGAGAGAUGUGAACAGAUUAGUCCGAAGCCAGGUGUGAAUGAAGAAUUAUUAAACAGCUAACAGGAGGAGGAGGCUCGAAGAACGUCCUCACCUUCAACAAGUGAAUGGUGAAGAAAAGGCACAAGUAUUGUCACCAAGUUCUGCCAGAAGUUCCAUGUAAGCAUUUCAGUCUGGCUUCCUGCUAAGAUCAUAGCGUCACACACCCCAGACUCCAGGCAAUUCUACUCACUCCACGUGAUCAGCUGACUGGUUGUGGGGAAGGCUAAUGUUCCUCCUGUUGUAAUGAAGACGAUGAUCCACAAGUAUGUGUGCUGUAGACAGGCUGUUCCAGUACAGCUGCAACACUCCCAUCUACCUGACAAUGUGGGAAAUAAGACAGUGCUGUCCUCUCACCAAAGGAUAAAUCCAUUCCACUGCCCAAUCAGUCGGCACUUUGGAUUGUGUCAUCAACAGUGUGAUUCAUUGACACUUCGCUCCAGAUGCCAUUCUGGUCCAGAACCUAUCCUAGCCUCAGUCCAAACAUGGUCCAAGUGCAUUUUUCCAAGAUGCACUGGUAAACUGAGGUUAAUUGGCAUCAGAGAUCGGAGCACAGAGGAAGGUACUUGUGGUUUUCAGCUCCAGAAUGUCACUGCAGAAGAUGGUUGGUGCGCAGCUUUCUUCAGCGGUUUCCCUGUAUCAUUAAUAGAAACACACACAAAAUGCUGCAGGAACUCAGCAGGCCAGGCAGCAUCUGCGGAAAAGAGUAAAGAGUCGACGUUUCGGAACAAUACCCUUCCUCAGGACCGGCGAAAGAGGUGCGGUCAGAGUAGGAAGGGGAGGGGAGGUGAGGAAGAAGUACAAGGUAGUAGGUGAUAGGUGAAACCAGGAGAGGGGAGGGGUGAAGUAAAGAGCAGGGAAGUUGAUUGCUGAAAGAGGUAAAGGGCAGUCUAAUGGGAGAGGACAGAAGGCCAUGGAAGAAGGGAAGGGAAAGGAGGACCAGAGGGAAGUGAUGGGCAGGGAAGAAGUUAAGGUGAGAGAGGGAAAUGGGAAUGGGGAGUGAUGAAGGGGAGGUAAGUACUGGAAGUUCGAGAAAUCGAUAUUCAUGCCAUCAGGUUGGAGGCUACCCAGACGGAGUGUUGCUGUUGGGGGCUGGGUUAUGUUCAUCCACAUACACCCGCUCAGCUGAAGAAGCUGCUAGCACACAGUGAAAAUGAGAAAACAUUCAGACAUGGCUGUUAAUUGGUGAGCAACAAUUUAAACAAACGAAAGGUACGUCACCUCCAGAGUUUCUCCGGUUAGCGGACGAUUCCCCUCCACGCCUCACUGACGUAGUGGGGAACCGCGUACGAGGCAAGUUACAUUGCCUUCUGCCGGGUGAGUUUCCAAAGAUCACCAGCUCGUAACCCAGCACGGAUGGAAAGCGUGCAGGGGAGCCGGCUGGAUUCAAACUCGGGACCUUUCAUCCUGAAGUCCGGCGCUGUUGCCACUACACCACCAGCCAGGUCAAGCAACAAUUACAUCAAACAAAGUGACCAGCACUAACCAUAUACAACAAGGGCAAGUCUGUCCACCAUUAUUAUCACAAGUUCCCUACCAUCAGCAUCUUGGAGCUUGCCAUUAGCCACAUAAAUACUCUGGCUUCAUGAACCGGUCAGAGGUGGGUAUCUUGCCUGGCUCAGUACAGUAGCAACAACUCUCUAGGAGAUCCACAAAGCUGCCUGCUUGUUUGACACAUCAUCAACCACCCUAAAUGCUCACUGCCUCCAUCACCAGUGCAGUGGCAGCAGCGUGCAUCAUCUACAAAAUGCACUGUAGUUACUUACGCGGGCUAAUCUGAGAACUUUACCAAACCUGUGACUUCCUCCAUCAACGUCAGGCAGAUGGAAGCCACACCUCCCACUGAGUCUUCCCUGUGAAUCUUCAAAGACAAUCCUUCCAGUGAACAAAGCCCUUCGGCCCACAAUAUUGUGCUGGACUAAUGAAAUCAGUAAUCAAAUGGAGAACUAAACUAAUCUCUUCUGCCCACACAAUGUCCACAUCCCUCCAUUUUCCUCACAUUCACGCACCUAUCUAAAUGUCCCUAAUGUUUCUGCCUCUGUCACCAACCACCAUCCUGCGCAGCGCACUCCGGGCACUCGCACCUUUCUGUGUAAAAGAACACGCACCUCAUAUCUCCUUUGAAAUUACCCCCUCUCACCUUAAGUCAAAGCCCUCUGGUAUUAGACACUGGGAAAAAGAUAGUAUCUGUCUACUCUGUCAAUGCCUCUGAUUAUCUUAUAAACGUCUAUCAGAUCUCCUUCAGCCUUUCCUGCCCCACCCCAGAGAAAACAACCAGGUUUGUCCACCCUCUUCUUUUAACAUGUGCCCUCUAAUCCUGGUCAACUCGAUAGCCUUCCUAUAAUGGGAUGACCAGAGCUGUAUGCAAUACUCCCAAUGUGGCCUAACUAGAGCUGCAGCACAACUUGCUUAGUUUUGAAUUCAAUGCCUUGAGUAAUAGAGGAAACCUGUGGCUGGAGAAGACACGAAGAUGUUGUCCAAGACCCCAGCAAUCUCUUCACUUGCCUCUCUCAAUAAACUGGGGAUAUGUCAUCAGGCCCUUGGGGAUGUAUCCACAUUAAUGCCCUUUAAGAGACCCAGCACGACCUCCUCCUUUACUUCAAAAUGCCCCAGCAUAUUAAUGCACGCGGCACUGACUCCCUUUCCGCCCCGUCCUUCUCCUUGGUACAUACUGAUGUAACGUAUUCAUUAAGAACCUCACCCACAUCCUCUGCAUUCAAGCAAAUUUAUCCUUUAUCCUUGAGUGAUCCUACCCUCUCCCUAGUUAUCCUCCUGCUAUUGAUGUAUGUAUAGAAUGCCUUGGGAUUCACCUUAAUCCUACUUGCCAGGGACUUUUCAUGGCCCCUCCUGGCUUUCCUAAUUUGCUUCCUUAGAUUCUUUUCUGGCUUCUUUAUAUUCCUCGUGUGCUUCGUCUGACUUUCAUUCUUAUCCUUUUUCUUCUUUACAAAAUUCAUCACCUCUCUCAACAUCCAAGGUUCUCUUACCUUGCCGUCCUUGUCCUUCCUUCUGCCUGGAACAUACCUGUCCUGUACUCUCUGCCAUUGGUCUUUAAAAACCCCCCACAUGUCAGAUGUGGACUUGCCCAAAACAGCUGCUUCCAAAUAACUUUCACUAAUGCUCUCUCUCCUGUCUAAUGCUCUCAUAAUUUGCCCUGCUCCAAUUUAAUAGUCUCCUGCAAGCUCAAUACUUAUCCUCAUCUAGAACUACCUGAAAACUUAAGGAGUUGUGAUCACUGUUCCCUAACUGCUCCCCCUCUGAAAUGUCAGUCACCUGGCUAGGUCCAGGUCCAGUAUAGCCCCUCCUCUUACUGGACUAUCUGCAUAUUGAUUUAAGAAACCCUCCUGGAUGUACUUAACAAAUUCUGCCCCAUCUAAACCCCUUGUGCUCAGAAGGUCCCAGUUUAUAUUAGGAAGGUUAAAAUCCCCCAUGACACCAACCCUAUAACCCUAUUGUUUUUACACCUUUCUUUAAUCUGCUUGCAUGUCUGGUCCUCAAUGUCCCGGUGGUGGGUGGCAGGGGUCUGUAGUAUGAUUGUUCCACUCCUCUUCCUAACUUCUGCCCAAACGGACUCAGUGUCUGAACCUUCAUUAUGUCUGCUCUGAGUGCCGCUGUAAUACUGUCUCUGAUUAGUAGUGCAAUUCCCUCACCUCUUUUACCUCCCUCUGUAUCUUUUCUAAAACAUUGAAACCUUGGGACAUUACGUUCCUGUCCCUCUCUCAGCCAAGUCCCUGUAAUGGCAACAACAUCAUGGUUCCAUGUACUGAUUCAUGCUCUAAGUUCAUCACGUUUACCCAUAAUACUCCUAGCAUUAAAAUAUGCACACUCAGACUAUCUGUCCCAUUGUAUCUGUUACUUUGCUCCUCCCUGUUUAUACUGGCCCUGACAUCCAUCCCUCCACUUUCUGACCUGAUGCUCUGGUUCCCUUCCCCCUGCCAAACUAAUUUACAGCCUCCCGAGUAGUACCAGCAAACCUUCUGGCCAGGAUAUUGGUUCCCCUUCAGUUUAGGUGCAAUUCCUCCCUCUUCGACAGGUCACCUUUGUCCCAAAAAAGGUUGCAAUGAUCUAAGAACCUGAAAGCCUGCCUCCUACUCCACUUUCUCAGUCACCUGUUCAUCUGUACUAACAUCCUAUUCUUGCCCUGACAAGCACAUUUCACUGGGAGUAAUCCAGAGGUCUUGUUCUUCAGUCUCUUUCUUAACUCCCUCUACUCACUGUGCAGGACCUCUUCCUUUUCUACUGAAGCAACACACACAAAAUGCUGGAGGAACUGAGUAGGCGGGGCAGCAUCUAUGGAAAAGAGUACAGUCAGUGUUUCGGGCCGAGACCCUUCGGCACGAGUCUUUCUACCUAUGUCAUUGGUGCCAAUGAGCACCACGACCUCUGGCUACUCACCCUCCCCCUUAAGAAUAUUCUGCAGUUGCAUAGAAAUAUCCUGGACCUUAGCACCUGCAAGGCAACACACCAUCCUGGCGUCUCUUUCACAACCACAGAAUCUACUGUCUGUUCCCCUAUUAAGUCUCCUAUCAAUAUCCUCUGCCCAACUUUACCCUUCCCUGCUACGGCUCAGAGAGGGCCACAGGGAUGUACUUGUUGCUCAGGGGGAUAACCGUAGAGGAACUCUGCACUGUGUGCUUACUCCCCUCACCUCUGCUGGUCACCCAUCUAGGUAUGACCACCUCCGUAAAAGUUUCAUCUUUCCGUCUCUCGGAUGGUCCUGAGUGCAUCCAGCUGCAGCUCCUGUUCCUUGACCUGGUCAGUCAGGAGAUGAAGUUGGGUGCAACCUGCAGAUGUAGCUAUCAGUGAAAUAGUUGGGUAUCCUGUAAUCCCACAUUUUACAGGAGGAGUAUUUCAUUGCUUUACUAUCCUGCUUACACUUGUUAUACCAUUGUCUCUAACUUCUCAAGCUUAAAUUCUACAAUCAAAUAGAUGACUCCAAAAAAAACCAGCAACCUUGGCCUCUGCCUAUUCUUGCCGAAGCCUAUUGAGAAAGCCUGACCACUCUAACACUGCUCCACUCCAACAAUGGCUGCUCUGCCUAAACCUAGUUUCUUAUUGGCCCUUGCUAACUUUCUAAUAACCCAAGCAAUUUCUCCCUCUGACAGACACCACUCCCUUUUUAAAAUUGGUGCAUAAACUCCGCAAGGAACUGUCUUCAACGCUGUCUGUGAUCUCCAACUCCGCAAAUAAGUCCCCAACCAUGAGGAAAAGAUUAUUCAUACCCCAACCAUGAGGAAAAGAGUAUUCAUACCCUGACCAUGAGGAAAAGAUUAUUACUCUCUGCUCUAUUUGUUGUUCAUCCAUUGUUGACGUUGAUGAGGACCUCGACACCAUUAUGAUGGUGUCGAGACUAGCGCGUGAUUUGGAUUUAAGUGAGGGAGAGUUGUGCAGCGUCAGCCUCACUCUCUCUUCCCAAUUCCCAUCUGGGUCCAGUGGCAAGACAGAGUCUAGACGGCUGGAGAUGGGACUAGGUGCAGUGGAUGACCAGGACGUCUUCCGUGUCUUGUCCUGCUCUACACGUUCCACGACGCUUGCAGAGACCGCCUUCUUGACCGUUGGACCUUCCAUUGGUUUUGUCCGCUCAAUCCGCCGGAGUCUGUCUUCACAUGCUGGGAUAGACAACUCCCUAUCUCACCGAGGGUUUGAGACCCGUCGGCUACCCUCACCUGGUUUAGCCGGCUUGUCAAAGCCGUUGCCCGGGGUGUGGCCGCUGUCGCAUGCAAACAGCUACGGGGAGCCCCAGGUGAGAGUUGAGUGCCAGGUGGGGACCAAAGGUGGACUAACCGCCCUGAAAAGGACGCGACAUGUUCCCCCACCAGAGGUGCUACCCCUCUCUGACACCCCAUAUACCCCUCUGCUCUAUUUAGACCUUUUAUAAUUAUAUGCUCUUCCAUCAGGUCAUCCCUCAGUCCCCUUCACUCUGUGUAAAACAAGCCCAGCCUAUCUGAUCUCUCCCCAUGACUAAAGUCCUCCAAUUCCUGCAACAUCUUGACAAAUCUUCUCUGCUUUCUCUCCAACACAAUCACAUCCUUUCUGUCAUGCUGUGACCAGGGCUGCACUUAACACUUAUUACAAGUACAAACUGAGUUUUGAAAAGCUGCACACAAUAUCCCAACUCUUACAUUCUGUGAAGACAAGCAUGCCGUAUCCCUUUUUCAUGACCCUAUCUGCCUGUGUUACCUUUGUGAAAUGUGAACUUGGUCCCUCUCUUCAUCAAAAUUCUUCAGUGCCCAACUAUUUACUCUGUACCCUGAUCUAACUCUCAGGAUUAGAUUUCAGUGUUAACUUUCUGCCUGGCUUUCCAUCUGAUCUGCAUCCUUCUGUAGUUUCGGACAACUUUCCUUGUUCUUCAUUAUACCAACACUGUGUCAUCUGCUGACUAAUCGUGAUUUCUAUAUUCACACUCAGUUCUUUAACAUGUGGCAAAUAACUGAGGUCUCAGCACCAAUCCCUUCAUACACCGCUAGUUACAACCCUCUACCACUGAUGUCUGCUUCUAUCACCCAGCCAAUUUUGGAUCCAGUUGGCCAGCUCCUUAACCUUCUGAACCAGCGUACCAUAUGGGAUCUUGUCAAAUACCUUACUAAAGUCCAUAAAGACAACAUCUACCUCCCUACUUUCAUAAUCUUCUCAGUUACCUCUUCAAAAAAACUCAAAUUAGUGAGACUGGAUUUUCCCCUCACUAAGCCAAGCUGAGCGUCCCUCAACAGUCCCCGUUCAUCCAAAUAUGCAUAAAUCCUGUCCUUCAGGAUUUUCUCCUAUCAUUUCCCUACCACUGAUGCAAGGCUCACCAGCCUGCAGUUACCUGUCCUAUCCCUGCCGCUCUUCUGAAAUAAAGGAACAACAUUUGUUGUCCUCCUGUUUUCUGGAAGCUUCUCUUUAAGUAAUGAAGUUGCAGAGCUUGCGGUAAAGUGGUCUGUUCUGUAGCUGAGGUCAGGCCUGUCUGUGAGUGGGUGGGGGACAGGUAGGGGGGUGUGUGUGAGUGGGUGGAUGGGUGUCUGGAUCUGGGUCUGGGGAUGGGAGUGAGGGAAAGGGCUUGUUUUGCUGUGGUUGCCUUUGUUUCCUGUUGAAGCCACUUGUGUUAUUCUGCUGAGCACUGGGCUUGCUAUAUCGGCACUGGAAUGUGAGGUGAGGUGACUAUUGUGAGCUGCCCGCAGCCCAUCCUUAGAUUGACACAAAUAACACAUUUCACUGUGUGUUUCAAUGUACAUGUGAUAAAUAGACGAAUUUGAAUCUGAAUUCUUUGUUAAUGCCCCAGCUAUCUCAUUUCUUGUUUCCUGUAGCAAACUGGAUUAGAUCUAGUGUGACCCUGGGGAUUUACCAAUCCUUAUACAUCCCAUGACACCAGCAUCUUCUCCACAUUCUCCUGCGGAUCUCUGCAUCCUUUCUGAACUGUUCAGUAGAACCCUUUGAUUCCAGCUUUGCAUCCAGUCAGCCAUUUUCUCGAGAAUUAUGUUGUUUAGCAGGAGGCAAAGAGUCGGAAUAAUAGGGGCCUAUUCUGGUUGGCUGCUAGAGACGACUAGUGUUUCACAGGGGUCAGUAUUGAGACAGCUUCUAUUCACGUUAUAUGUCAAUGAUUUGGGUGACAGAAUUGAUGGCUUUGUGGCCAAGUUUGCAGACAAUACAAAGAUAGGUGGAGGGGCAGGUUAUGUUGAGAAAGCACUCGGGAGUCCUUGUGCAGGCUUCCCUAAAGGUUAACUUGCAGGUUGAGCUGGUUGUGAGGAAGACAAAUGCAACGUUAGCCUAUCACAAACAAGAGAAAAUCAACAGAUGCUGGAAAUCCAAUCACAAACACGAGAAAAUCUGCAGAAACUGCAUUCAUUUUUGAGAGAACUAGAAUAUAAAAGCAAGGAUGUGAUGCUGAGGCUUUAUAAGGCAUUGGUCAAACCACACUUGGAGUACUGUGAUCAGUUUUUGGUCCCUUAUCAAAGAAAAGAUGUGUUAGCAUUGGAGAGGGUCCAGAGGAGGUUCACUGAUUCUGGGAAUGAAAUGGUUAAUGCAUGAAGAGCAUUUGAUGGUUCUGGAGUUUAGAAGAACGAGGGGGAAUCUCAUUGAAGCCUAUCUAAUAUUGAAAGGCCCAGACACAGUGUUUGUGGAGAGGAUGUUUCCUAUAGUGGGUGAGUCUAGGACGAGAGGACACAGCCUCAGAAUCAAGGUACAUCCAUUUAGGACAUAGAUGAGAAGGAAUUUCUUUAUCCAGAGGGUAGUGAAUCUGUGGAAUCCAUUGCUUAUGGACAGCUGUGGAGGCCAAGUCAUUGGUAUAUUUAGAGUAGAGGUUGAUAGGUUCUUGAUUAGUCAGGGCGACAAAGGUUACGGGGAGAAUGGGGUUGAGAGGGAUUAUCUAUCAGCCAUGAUGGAAUAGCAGAGCAGAAUCAAUAGACAGAGAGGCCUCAUUCUUCUCCAGUCUUCUACCUGAUGACCAGUUUGCUACCUGGGACCUUGUCUUAAGCUUUACUGAAGCCGAUGAAGAGAUCAGAUGCUACUCUCAUCAACUACUCCCCCCCCCCCCACUUCAACAUUCAUGUUGCGAUCAUGUGAUCAUUUCUACUGUCACGGUGUUGGGCUGAGUGGCCACAGUUACUCAGGCCUACGACCCCCACCCCUGGGGCCAGACGUGCUUAGUGUCUGUGCUGUGUCCUCUGCCACUGUUUGCUUUCAUUUCCUAGCAUGUACUUUACUUGGGGAUGAUGGAUUUUUAAAAUUUGAGGUUGCUAAACACCACUGUUGUUAUAUUUAUUCCAUCAUCAUUUCACACUCCAGUCUUCACCAGGCUGUUUUUAUUGUUCUCCCUCUAGCGGUGAGACACACUUGCACAUCAGAUUCCUGGUGGUUCUGCCCUCCUCCUGCUCUUGGUAAUCUCACACAGAGCUCCUGAUUGACAACAGACAGGUAGCACCUUGGCAGUGAAAUUCUCACCCUUGCUUUCAAACCUCACCCUAAUCUCAGCCCUUCUGCCCAACAGCACUGCCUGUCACCCUCCCCCACAAAUUCGUCAAUGACAGCUAUGGAACAUGACAGAUGCCCAUGACACAGUGCAGCUAGCACACAGGACUCUCUCCCUACUGCGUCAGAGUACUGUUCAGCGCAGAGUGGGUCUGAGAGGCAGUGAGCCACUGAAUUUUAUUUGGUCCACAGUCCAUCCAUUUCACACACUACCCCUCCAGCAUGGGCCGUUCUACCAGGGAGCCGGUGUGUAGUCAACGUCAAGGUCUGUCUUUGACUAGUCUAUCGGAUAGUUUUAAUCCAGAUGUUUGAGAGGAGAACUUUGUAUUUUCAGCUUUUCUAACUCAAGAACUUGGGUUGUUCAGACAUUCAGUGUAUUUUGUUGGAAGUUUGAUGCAACUUUAGGAGUUUGAGAAAGUUGAGACGGGUAUGCACAGGAAUGGAUGGUGGGUACAAGUGCACAGCUCAUGGAAAGGUGGUAGGGCAGCUGAGGAGAGUCACAAAAGUCUGUAUAAACAGAGUCACAAUGAAGCCCGACACUGCCCGUGCCACUCAUUAGGAAAGAUGUGGUUUUGAAGAGGGUGCAGAGGGGAUUCCCCAAAAGGAUUUUGAUUCAGAUUCUCAUUUAUUUGUCACACGUACAUCAAAAUGCAGUAAAAUGUGUUGACAACAAAAUUGCUGGGGGCAGCUCACAAAGGUCACCACACAUUCCAGCACCAACAUUAACACGAUCACAAUGCUCGGCAGAACAGAGAACACAUCCAAACAGAAUAUACCAAGCAACGACAUCAAACAAGCCUUUUCCUCCCCUCCUUACCCUCCCCCUCCCUCCCCCUCUCUCUUCCCUCUCUCACACUCUCACACACUCACUCUCUCACACACACACACACACACACACUCACACUCAAACUCACUCUCACACUCACACACACACUCACACUCACACACACACUCACUCUCACACACUCACAUACUCUCGCAA